Molecule: messenger RNA, 849 nt
Organism: Suillus fuscotomentosus
Lineage: Eukaryota; Fungi; Basidiomycota; Agaricomycetes; Boletales; Suillaceae
Exons: 4
Coding region: 244-711 (155 amino acids)
Source: RefSeq, a predicted model, not a curated record
GUAAUUUUGUGGCCUUCCCUAGUACCCAAGGUGACGUGUACUUUAACGGAGCGUUAUCUGAACGGCUCCGAGAAGGGCAUAACCGAGGGUUGGAUGUGUUAUUUUUCAGGACGUUGUGCGAGAGGACACAAGUGUUCUACGAUCUCUCGUAUCGAGAUGGAUCUGCAGUUCCUUGAGAGCGGGCGGACGUGCACUUCGACGGGCCGUAAUGGGACCACUGACUGAAGCAAGAGCUGAACAAGGAUGGAAGGAGAAUCGUCAACGUCACCAAAACUGUCUUCGCAUGCAAUGCCGAUUGAUCGCAGAGCUGCGGAUAAUAUGGUUGUAUUAUUAGAUGGCUGGUUGGACAACCAAAGAGAAGGGAAACCUAAAAAAAUUCAUCGAAGUCAGGAUCAUUCAGAAUUUCGGACUAACCUUAUGUUGGUACAAACGGCAUAUUCAACUGUGGCUGUGGUAAACUCCCAUGAAUGCGCCUUGGUGCUAGUCUACAGCAAGUUCUUGGACGUUCACACAGGCAGGGAUCUUGCAAAUAUUCUUGUUUUUCUGGCUAUCCAAACUGACGUCAAUGAUAAUGAACGCCUAGUCAACCUUGCCAUGAAGGUUGUCAAGGAAUUGACUUAUGCUAUUGCGCAGAACAGUUUCGGCGACGCAUGGAAAUCCAGAGCCUUAGAAAAAGAUAAUACUAGGGAGUUUCGAGGUGGCAACGGUUAAGAAUGUAUGAGGAUCGAAAUUUAGGAUGUCAGUUUCAAGGAUAUCAUCAGCAAGAUCUUCCGCUAGUACUAGAAACCACUGCGUCCUGAUAACAUUCUUCCCUUGUGUGGGAUUGCCUACAGGAUUUGGCCCAGUACU